Elgaria multicarinata webbii is the source of this 2742-nucleotide messenger RNA. It is a transcript of the gene CFAP58, whose product is annotated as cilia and flagella associated protein 58. NCBI's taxonomy places the organism in Eukaryota, Metazoa, Chordata, Lepidosauria, Squamata, Anguidae. Bases 1 to 2676 code for a protein of 891 amino acids. Gene Ontology annotation, cellular component: cytoskeleton. The transcript is spliced from 18 exons. The record is from RefSeq and is a predicted model, not a curated record.
AUGCCUAUUGUCUGUCCUUACCUAAACAAAUGUUGGAAGUGCAACGGCAAGAAGGAAAAGUAUGACAAGCCUGCAAUAGAAGAAAAUGUCUUUGAAGCCUUGGAAAAAGACUUCCAAGAAGUCAUCACUGAGCUUACAGGAGAUCAAAGCCUGGAGAAAUUUCGUGUGGAAUAUGAGAAGCUCCAUGCAGUGCUGAAAAAGUCUUAUGAGAAUGAAAAGCGUCUCAUGGCAAAAUGCAGGGAACUGAAUGCAGAGAUUGUGGUGAAUUCGGCUAAAGUAGCUGCUGCUCUGAAACUCUCCCAGGAUGAUCAGACAACAAUAGCAUCAUUGAAAAGGGAGAUCGAAAAAGCCUGGAAAAUGGUGGAUGCAGCUUAUGAGAAGGAGCAGAAAGCAAAAGAAACCAUCAUGUCUCUCAAAGAUGAAAUUUUGAACCUGACUAAAUUAGUGGAGCAAGGAUCUGGAUUAUCAUUGGGUCAAGAGCAUAACAUGCGGGAAUUGCUAAAAUUCAAGGAAGAAGUAACAAAGGAGCGAGACCAGCUUUUGUCAGAAGUUGUAAAGUUACGUGAAAAUGUAACAACUAUGGCAGAUCAACAGCAAGAGUCAGAAAAGAGCAAAAUUGAGACAGACUCCACCAUUGCUCAGCUCCAUCAAGAAAUCCAGAUGCGUCAGAAUGAGGCUUCACGGGAUAGCCGAAAGAAAGAAAAAAUGGAAAGGGAACUAAAACAGCUUCAGACAGAAUUAGAAAACAAGAUAACUGAUAUGAAGACAAUGCAACAGAAUAUGAAUAGGAACAAGGAGGAACUCCUGAAAUUAGAACAGCAACUCAAAGAGCAAAAGAUCCUGAACGAAAGAGCAACAAAAGAACUGGAACAGGCUACAGCGAGAAAUGCCAAACUUCAACAAGAGAAUGAACAGCAUAGUUUGGCCAUUGAACAACUCAUACAGGAGAACCAGCAGAAAACCAUGGAGCUGAGAUUGAGAGAAGAUGAAUUGUCUCAGAUGCGUCAAGAGAUUGCAAAGCUUUCUAAAGUGAGAGAGGUUAUGCAGCGAAAACUACGUGUUGUAGAAGAGCACAAAACACAAGCAGAAUUUGAAAGGGACACUUUUAAAAACCAGAUAAGUGGAUUGGAGAAAGAGUUGGAAUGUGCGAAAAAGCAAGCAGAGAUGGAUAAGAAAGCUAUAGAUGAACUUGUGAGAGAAAGGGAUAUACUGAACAAGAACUUGCUGAAGGCUGCUAGUGUUACUCAAAAGCAGAUGAACCUUGUUAAGCUCCAUGAACAGUCAAAGAAGAACCUGGAGGAAGAAAUUCAGAACUAUAAAGAUGAGGCUCAGAAACAGAGGAAGAUUAUCUUUCAGCUGGAGAAGGAGAGAGAUCGCUAUAUCAAUGAAGCUAGUGACCUCACACAAAAGGUCCUCCAUCACAUGGAAGAUAUCAAGGUGCGGGAAAUGCAGAUCUUUGACUACAAAAAGAAAAUAGCAGAGUCUGAAACAAAAUUAAAACAGCAACAAAACCUCUAUGAAGCUGUGAGAUCAGACAGAAACCUCUACAGUAAGAAUUUGAUUGAAGCUCAGGAUGAGAUCAAUGAAAUGCGAAAGAAGCUGAAGAUUAUGACACACCAGGUAGACCAGCUGAAAGAAGAGAUAUCUGCUAAAGAGGCAGCCCUUGUGAAAGUACAUCUGGACCAUCAGCGAAUAGAAAAAGAGAAAGAGGCCUUAAAGAGUGAACUGCUUAAAAUGAGACAACAAGCUCUGGAGACUAAACAUUUUAUUGAAAAACAAGAGGAGGAAGAAAGGAAACUCUUGAAAAUUAUUUCUGAAGCUGAUGCAGAGAGGAUGAGGCAAAAGAAAGAGUUAGACCAGGUUAUUAGUGAAAGAGACAUCCUGGGGAGCCAGCUGGUUCGGCGCAACGAUGAAUUGGCUCUUCUGUACGAGAAGAUCAAAAUCCAGCAAUCAAUUCUGAACAAGGGAGAAAUGCAGUACAGGCAAAGAGUGGAAGACAUUCGACUACUCAAGCUGGAGAUCAAGAAACUUCGUCGGGAAAAGGCAAUACUUGGCAAGAGCGUGGCUAAUGUGGAAGAACUCAGGCAGGAAGUUUAUCAUAUGCAGAAGGAGUUACUGAAGGAACGAACACGCUGUAGAGCCUUGGAGGAAGAGCUGGAGAAUCCCAUGAAUGUUCACAGAUGGAGAAAAUUAGAGGCCAGCGACCCAAGUACCUAUGAGUUGAUACAGAAGAUACAUGCAUUGCAGAAACGGCUUAUCAGUAAGACAGAAGAAGUGGUUGAAAAAGAGUUGCUCCUGCAGGAGAAAGAGAAGCUGUAUGUAGAACUGAAGCACAUCUUAGCCCGUCAACCAGGACCAGAAGCAGCAGAACAGUUACAGUUGUAUCGGCAUACCCUACGGGAGAAGACCAAGCAACUUAAAGUUUUGUCUUCUGAAUUGAACAUGUAUGAAUCACAGAGUCAAGAAUACAAAUAUGAAAUUGAAAGGCUUGCCAAUGAGCUUCUGAAUGUAAAGAAGAAAUACCUCACUCAAAAACGCAAGGAACAUGAAAACAAGGAAAAGGAGAGAGCCUUGAAUAACAUGGAACAUGACUACUCAGGACAGAGAACCAGAGUUCCACGCUUCACUGGAGGCGGUUUCCCGCUUAGCAACCCACCUCCCAAAGUGGUGGCCUAAACCAUUACAUCAUCAUGAAUCAUCACCUGCUUUGGCAUCUCCUGCUGAACCAAAACGGUGUUUUGG